Molecule: messenger RNA, 945 nt
Organism: Debaryomyces hansenii CBS767
Lineage: Eukaryota; Fungi; Ascomycota; Pichiomycetes; Serinales; Debaryomycetaceae
Gene: SIT4
Product: type 2A-related serine/threonine-protein phosphatase
Exons: 1
Coding region: 1-945 (314 amino acids)
Biological process (GO): peptidyl-serine dephosphorylation; G1/S transition of mitotic cell cycle
Cellular component (GO): cytoplasm
Molecular function (GO): protein serine/threonine phosphatase activity
Source: RefSeq, a predicted model, not a curated record
AUGAGUGAAAGAGGACCAGAUCAAUGGUUGGAGCAGAUCAAGAAAUGUAUUGCAUUAUCUGAGUCGGACAUGAAACAAUUAUGCGAAUUGGUGAAGGAAUUGCUCAUGGAAGAGUCCAAUAUUCAACCAGUCCAAAGUCCUGUGACGGUCUGUGGGGACAUCCACGGGCAGUUUCACGAUUUACUAGAGUUAUUUCGUAUAUCAGGAGGGUUACCUAGGGAUGAUAACAAUGUCAGCUAUAUAUUUUUAGGUGAUUACGUUGAUAGAGGAUAUUUUUCCUUGGAAACAUUCACAUUAUUAAUGGUUUUAAAGGUGAAGUAUCCACACAGAAUAACAUUGGUUCGUGGUAACCACGAAUCAAGACAAAUUACACAGGUUUACGGUUUCUACGAAGAAUGUUUAACCAAGUAUGGCUCUACGACAGUGUGGAAAUACUGCUGCCAAGUAUUUGACUUUUUAACAUUGGCUGCAAUUGUGGACGGUAAAAUAUUGUGUGUCCACGGUGGUUUAUCACCCGAGAUCAGAAUGCUUGACCAGAUCAGAGUUUUAAGUAGGGCACAAGAGGUUCCGCACGAAGGGGGGUUCUGUGACUUAGUCUGGUCUGACCCUGAUAAUGUGGACACAUGGGCUGUAUCACCUAGAGGUGCUGGAUGGUUGUUCGGUUCUAAAGUCAGUCGUGAAUUUAAUCAUAUAAACAAUUUAGGUUUGAUUGCUAGAGCGCAUCAAUUAGUAAUGGAAGGGUUUCGAUAUCAUUUCAAAGAUAAAGAUGUGGUUACAGUUUGGUCGGCUCCAAAUUAUUGUUAUAGAUGUGGUAACGUAGCUAGUGUGAUGCAAGUUGAUGAAGAUUUGGAACCGAACUUUAAAAUCUUCAGCGCCGUUCAAGAUGGUGAUUUAACGGCAAAGAAUAAUCCUAAUAAACAACAAAGAAGUGAUUAUUUCUUAUGA